Molecule: messenger RNA, 2031 nt
Organism: Zymoseptoria tritici IPO323
Lineage: Eukaryota; Fungi; Ascomycota; Dothideomycetes; Mycosphaerellales; Mycosphaerellaceae
Exons: 3
Coding region: 1-2031 (676 amino acids)
Biological process (GO): transmembrane transport
Cellular component (GO): membrane
Molecular function (GO): transmembrane transporter activity
Source: RefSeq, a predicted model, not a curated record
AUGCGCGACUAUGGCCUCGCCGCGCCUCACGGACCAAAUAUGGGCGGCGAGCACGUUGCAACCCAAGACUUCACCAGCAUGCAAGCCAACGAAGCCUCCGUCUUCCGCAGCUUGCUCCUUCCUGACGACAGCUACAACGAGGACGGCGUCUACUGGGCGGAUAUGCCAAUCGGAAAACGCAUCGCUUUCGUUAACAAAGUCGACUCUGCCGAGGCGAAGAAGGAGUUGAAGUCGAUUGGAAGCAUGAUGAAGGCGGAUCCGUUGAGUCCGGUGUCGUACUAUUUCCGAAAUAUGAUCAUUCCUGGAAUGGGUCUCCUGCUCGAAGGCUACGUUCUCUUCUCCAUCGGCAACGUCAAGCCAUUGUUCGCCGCCGCAUACCCCCAGUGCUGGGGCAAGACACCAACAGCUUGCAAUGAGACCUGGGUUCAAUCUGUCGAUUACCUCGAGAUUUGCGGAAUUAUCGUCGGUCAGAUCUUGGUUGGUGUUCUAGGUGAUUGGCUGGGUCGUCGGUGGGGUCUCAUUCAGGAUGCUAUCAUCAUGUUCUUGGGAUUGGUCAUGCUCACGGCAUCGUGGGGUCUUUCUCUGAACGGCUGGGUCGUUUGCUACGUCUGGUCGCUCUUCUUCUACGGCAUCGGUGUUGGUGGAGAGUACCCCAUGACUGCCACCUCUGGCAUGGAAAAUGCUGUUGGCGCGGGCAAGGUGUCCACUCGCGAAGAUCGCCUGCACCGUGGUCGCAAGGUCACUUCUGCUUUCUUGAUGCAAGGCUGGGGUCAAUGGUUCAACCAGGUCAUCCUCAUUCUCCUUCUCCUCAUCUUCCACGGCGGCACUUCCAGCCCUCCUUACGGCCAAACCCUCGUACAAUGGACCUACCGCGUAUCCUUUUUCAUUCCAGCCGUCGGCACUCUCUGGCUGGUCUACUACCGUACAUAUAAGAUGAAAUCGGCCUCCAAAGUCCUCCAACAAGCCAAGAAGAAGAGCUCCGUCACUGGAUACGACACGAAGUCCCUCGGCCUGACCUUUUCCUACUUUGGCGGUCGCAUUCUCGCCACCGCAGGCACGUGGUACGCCAAUGAUGUCUUCUUCUACGGCAACAAGCUCUUCCAAGCCGAGUUCAUCAACACCAUCACCGGCGGCACAAAAAACGUGAUGACGACCUGGCUGUGGAAUUUGGUCAACAUUGGCGUCUCCCUCGUUGGAUACUACCUCGCCUCCUUCCUCAUCGACAACAAGAACUACGGCCGCAAAUGGAUGCAAAUCAUUGGAUUCCUCGGCGACUUCAUCUGCUUCGUCAUCCCAGCGUUCAACUACACCUACUUCGCCGAAGGUGCCGGUGUCCACGCUUUCAUGGCCAUGUACUUCCUCUCGUCGUUCUUCAACCAAUUCGGCCCCAAUUCCGUUACCUUCCUCGUCGCAGCCGAAGUCUUCCCCACGCCCGUCCGUGCAUCCGCACAUGGCUUCUCCGCCGCAAUGGGUAAAGCCGGCGCCCUCACCGCCGCCGUGCUGUACAACUACAUCGACGUUCCGACCCGAUUCCUCGUCGUCCCAUGGUUCGGUCUUGCCGGUGCGAUCCUCACCUAUGUCUUCCUCCCCGACACGACCGGUCUGGAUCUGAAGGAACAAGAACGUCGCUGGGCCUACAUUCGCUCCGGACGGGAGAAAGAGUACCACGGCGUCGCCAUCCACCCGCAACACUUAUCAUUAUGGGAGAGAAUGCGGGGCAUCGGAAAGGGCUACGAUGCCGAUCUGGACUACAAGCAACGCGUGGAGGAGAUGCGCGCAGAUUGGGAGGCAGCGAUGGCGAGGAAUGCGGCGGAGAAGGAGGCACAAGAGGCGGGCAGGGAUGAGAUGGAGGACGAUUGGAGUUCGGAGGUCAGCACGUUCUUCGAGAGAACGAGGGGCAAGAAGAUUGCAAAUGCGCCGAUUGUAACGUUGGAGGGUAACGGACAUGGAGCGAAGACGCAUGGCAAUGGCAAUGGAAAUGGGUCGAUCGAGGAAGAGAAGUUUGACGGGAAGGGAGUCAAGGGAUUAUGA